UCUAGAUUUUGUGGAGAACUAUUAUUACUUGGUGGCUAAACAUGAUGUAAUCGUCCACUUAGCAACCUAAAUCUUUAAAGAAGAAUUUAGCUUUUAGUCACACUGUUGCUCUUCAUUUGGCUGUAUUUGAUGGGAGACUUAACUGAACAGUCUUAUUGAUGUGGAUUAGAAAAGCAGAAAGAUUGAAUUCGUCGUUAAAUGAAGGAUAAAUCUAGUACUUCGACAGCAAAAUAACCUAAUGCGAGUGUUGAUCAGUCGAAUAAGUACUUCGGGGAUCAUCAUUACGAUUAUCAUUCUUCACUUUGAAAGAUUGCAAUGAAUGGUACCAUCAAUAAUAGAACGGCUACACUUCCACCUCAACCUGCCAGUGGGUUAUCAAGAAGCAUCAUAUUCUAUGGCCUCGCUCCUAUAAUCACUUCGUGUAUCUUCUACAUCAUCAUCAUCGUUCUUGCCAUAUUUGGAAAUGCGCUUGUGGUUGGUUCGUUCAUUCGUCAUCGUCAUCUACGAACAUAUACGAACUACUUCGUAGCGUCGAUGGCUGUAGCGGACAUAACAGUCGGAGCUGUAUCGAUUCCAAUGUGGUUGACCAUCUUACUGCUUGCUCCCCGUGACCGCGUCUUUUCACAAGUUUAUUUUUUCUUGGAUGCUUUCUCGGGGACCACUUCGAUUCUUCAUCUGAUGGUGAUCAGCCUUGAGAGGUUUUUCGCCAUCACGUAUCCCGUCCGCCAUCGCAACACCAGUGCAAAUGUCUACUACUUGUUUCUCGUGUUCGUUUGGUUCCUGCCAGCAACCAUGUGCGGGAUUUCUCUCGAGCUGAAAAAAACUCAAAGACAUCUAAAUAUCAUGAUACUCUUUGUAGCUUUCUUUGUGAUUCCUUUGCUUGUCAUCUUAUUUGCAUAUGGCGGGAUCUGGAAAGUGGUUCGUAACCGCGUCAUGCCUCAAGAAGGACAAUCUGGUCAGCGGUCUCUCAAACGCGACAUGCGCGUUAUCGUAACCAUAGCCUUAGUAAUCUUGUUCUUCGUAAUCGCCUGGUUACCAUUCUUUAUCGUUAAUGUUGUAACCAUCUACUGCCCAUCCUGCAAAACCUUCAAUCCUCAUUUAAUUCUCUUCAUGAAAUUCAUGCAUUAUUCCAAUUCAGCCGUCAAUCCCGUGGUAUAUGCCGUCAAGAUCCCAGAAUUCCGUCGGGCCUUCAGGCAGCUGGUUGGUCUAUGUCUGUGCCGCGCGAAUAGCCUCCGACCACGUGACAAUGAACUGUUUUCGGGCACAGACGCAAGAGUUGGCCAGAAGGGUUCACACUAACCGAGACAUUAAAUAAACAUUCAUCUCCCUGCGCAUGCGUGAUUGCUCGUUCCCAGGCCUACUGAGGAACGUUCCAUGCGUUGACUUUAUGGACAAAGUUGUGCCCGACCUCAAAGAAUUUAGAAACAAAUACGAACAUGAAUAUAAAUAUAAAUAUUGCUUAUAUUAAUCUCGUGAUCUUUAGUCCUAUUAUUCAACUCAGUUUAUUCUUAUUUUGAACUUCCAAGCCUGCAUAAUGUAAUCAGAAAAAAUAACAUGAAAGAUGCUAGCUGAAAGAAAGAAAAAAAAAAAUCUAACGAGUAUAAUUUCAAUAAAGUUAGAGGGAAAGUACUUAAAGAAACAAGGAUGUGUUGGGUUGAUUACAGAUUU
Actinia tenebrosa (Australian red waratah sea anemone) is the source of this 1668-nucleotide messenger RNA. RefSeq names its product adenosine receptor A1. Gene Ontology annotation, molecular function: G protein-coupled receptor activity. The record is from RefSeq and is a predicted model, not a curated record. Gene Ontology annotation, biological process: G protein-coupled receptor signaling pathway. Lineage: Eukaryota; Metazoa; Cnidaria; Anthozoa; Actiniaria; Actiniidae. Gene Ontology annotation, cellular component: plasma membrane.